UCUUUAUUUUGGGGGGUGAAGAAAAUUUUCCACAACUAUCAAGUUGGGAGGUAGUUAUAAAAAAUGUAUAACUUCCUAAACUUAAGUGAUGACUGAGUUUAAACAUAAUGCUGUUGUAUGGUGGUGAGCCCUCAAUAUUUUCAAAAGGAGUCUGAGGGUUGUCAUAUCGAAAAAAGAAUGAAAGAAAAAAAAUCAACCACCAACAUGCGAAUAUAAAAAAGAAGGAAACCUCAACCAAUUGCACAACGACCGGAUGGAGGAGUCCAGAUAACACAACCAAGACAAGUCUCUGCAUCUAGGGAAGUUUGGGGUUCAGCUCCUUUUACUGUGGGAGAGCCUGAACUCAAUUAAUGCAAUUUUAGAAGCAUGGCCUGAAUGAUUCAGUCACUAUCAAGUCAAACUGAAAACGGUGAAAGGUUGCUACUAUUAUCAAGUAGGAAAAAUCUGAAGACAUAGAAACUACCCACAAGAAACAUGUCAUUUAGCAUCUUCACUUUUUGAUCUCCACAGAAAACAACGAGAAGUCACAUCGUCACAAUGAUGACAACUUCAGUCAGCAACUGGCCUUUCUCCUCCCAUGGAACACACUUUAUCACUAAUCACAGUGACCAAUCACCACAGAACUUCUCAAAAACAUCAAAUGUUACUACCGUCUGCUCCAUGGAUGAAAACUUACUGUCUAAUGUGUUAACAACAUUCUACUCUGUUAUUUUCAUUGUGGGACUGGUUGGGAAUGUUAUUGCCCUCUAUGUAUUUCUGGGUAUCCAUCGCAAAAGAAAUUCUAUUCAAAUUUACCUACUUAAUGUCGCCAUUGCAGACCUCCUGCUCAUCUUCUGCCUCCCUUUCCGAAUAAUGCAUCACAUUAACCAAAACAACUGGACACUGGGUGUGAUUUUUUGCAAGGUUGUGGGAACACUAUUUUAUAUGAACAUGUACAUUAGCAUUAUUUUGCUUGGAUUCAUCAGUUUGGAUCGCUACAUAAAAAUUAAUCGGUCUAUACAACAACGGAAGGUAAUAACAACCAAACAAAGUAUUUAUGUUUGCUGUACAGUAUGGACAAUUGCUCUAGCUGUAUUUCUAACUAUGAUUACUUUAACACUGAAGAAAGAAGGGCAUAAUUCCACAAUGUGUUUCCAUUAUAGAGAUAAGCGUAAUGCAAAAGGAGAAGCAAUUUUUAACUUCAUUCUUGUGGUAAUGUUCUGGCUAAUUUUCCUACUAAUAAUCCUUUCAUAUAUUAAAAUAGGCAAGAAUCUUUUGAGGAUUUCUAAAAGGAGGUCGAAAUUUCCUAAUUCUGGUAAAUAUGCUACUACAGCCCGGAAUUCCUUUAUUGUACUUAUCAUUUUUACUAUAUGUUUUGUUCCCUAUCACACCUUUCGAUUCAUCUAUAUUUUUUCACAGCUAAAUAAGUCAUCUUGCUACUGGAAGGAAAUCGUUCACAAAACCAAUGAGAUCAUGCUGGUUCUCUCAUCUUUCAAUAGCUGCUUAGACCCAGUCAUGUAUUUCCUGAUGUCCAGUAACAUCCGCAAAAUAAUGUGCCAACUUCUUUCCAGACGAUUUCAAGGGGAAGCAAGCAGGAGUGAAAGCACUUCAGAAUAUAAACCAGGAUACUCCCUGCAUGAUGUCUCUGUUGCAGUUAAAGUUUAGUCUACUUCUUAAAGUACUUGAGGUAAACAUAUUAAAAAGAACAACAAAACACAGACUAUUAAUUCCUUGAAGAACUAAAAAAUUGUAAAACAAAGCUCUAGUAUUUACAAAACUCCAAUCUUCUCAAAGCUCUUAUUUGCCGUAUUUCAUUUGCUUAAUUGUAAAAUAUUUCAAGGGAAAGAAAAGCUUACAUUUAUUACUAGAUUUUAAAUAUACACAUAAAAUCUUUUAAAACUAAAUUGUUAGCCUAACACGCUUAACAUAGAUUAUGAAGCUGAGUGAAAUUCAAUGGCUUUAACAACAAAAUAAUUAAGGAAAAUGUGAUAGUUUCUCAAGUCACUAAAGCAGUUAUUAAAAUCAAGCACCUGGUACUAGUACUAAUUUAAAGUAUGUUUAAAGUAAGUUAAAUGAUUUGGGAAUCAACUUAAAAUGUCAGAAAUAUAUGUUCAUUUGUCAUUUAAAAAGCUUGUAGAAUUUGUCAAUAUAUUCAUUUAUGCCUAAAUCUUUAUAUCAGAUGAAAUUAUAAUUAAUAAAAUCCUAAUAAAAACAACAUUACUCACUAUCUAUCACUGCUUAGAUAAAAACGGAAAGAAUUUAAAUACUGUGCAAUAAAAUCAAGCAACAGAUGAGCUAAGAAUUCAACAGCCUAGCAACAGGACUUAAAAAUCACCCCUUAUUCAAAACAGAAUUAUUAAUGACUUAGCCAUCUGGACCACAUUGGUAAAAUACCUUGUAAAAGUAAAGAUGUGCAUACCGUAUGGUCCAGCAAGUCCACUACUAAGUAUACAUCUUAUAGAAUUACUGAAAUAUGUAUACAAGAAAGCAUAUGUAAUGAUGCUCAGUAACGACUGUUCAUGACAUUAAACAACUGGAAACUACCUAAUUAUCCAUCAGAGCAAAGGAAUGGAGAAGUAAACUGUGGUUUAUUCACAAAGUGGAGUACUAUACAGCACUUCAAUUAAAUGAACUACAUCCACAUGCAUGAACAUGGGCAAAUCUCAAAAACAAUGUUGAGUAACAACAACAACAAACUGUAAAAGGGUAUGUACCAUAAGAAAUCAUUUAUGUAAAACGCAAAAACAUAUAAAACAAUAUCAUAUUCUUUAUGAAGCUAUAAAUAUGCAACAAAAAUACAAAACAUUUCAUGGCAAUACACACAACAUAUAUACCAACUUCAAGUUAACCUAGGUUACUUCUCGAGAGAUUCGAAGCAAACAUGGCAAAAUGCUAAUGUCUGUUAAACCUAGGUGGUAGGUACAUGGGUGUUUGCUGGUAUUACUUUUGUUAUAUUUAUGGGUGUUUGAAAUAUUUCAUAACAACAAAGAAAACCUGUAAAUUAGAAUUGAAAGAAUCAAAUUCUAAAAUUUUUGUUUAUGUUCAAAAAGAACUGUACUGUCAGGUCUAUGAGAAAAAGAUCUCUAUCUUGUUUAUCACUGCCUCCCUGAAGCUAAGCCCACUGCCUGGCACAGAGGAGAUCAACAGAUAUUUGCUGAAUAAUUGAAUGAACGAACGGAUAAACGAGACAGGGAGGAAAGGAGAGAUGGGGUGCUUAAAAGAAUAAAAAAAUUCACGUACUUAGGUUUUUUUCUAGUCAGUCUAUCUGGAUCUAGCAGUAUAGAACAUCAACAAAAUUGCAAUCUGGGUGGUAUCACUAGGGCAACCAUUCUCCGAAGUGUGGCCAGCAUUUGCCCAGUUCUUUGGUUACUCACAGAACGCAAAUGCUGUUGAGUGAAUGCGUAAAGGCCUGUUAUGAUAAACUCCAAGGAUCCAUUCAUAAGUUUCUAUCACAGAGGAGGAUUUUUUACAGUCAAAAUACUCCUUAAACCUUAAGGCAGGCCACUGUCUGGGAAAACAUUGUUAACGAGCAUUAAGAUUUUUGUUAGAGUCGACUUUAUUGUAACGAGAUUUGGCUUAUAUAUAAUUAAUGCUCAGUUAACCAUAUUUCAAAAAGUGCACAUAAUUGGUUGAAUAAAGAAUAGGUCAAAGUAGAAUUACAUUUAAAAAAAAAGUAAUAUUUGAGAAUAAAAAUGGAAAUUCACAGAAAAAUUAGAGGCUCAGAAAAAAGUAAUAAAAUGGUAUUAAUUACCUUGCCCUGACAAUGUUAACAAAUACCAACUAACUGAAAUUCAGCGUUUCUGUUUGUAUGAUUUAAAAAUACGAAUAUAUUUAUUUUCCCUUAUAUCCUAAAAUUUAAAAUAUUUUUCACAUUAUUGGUAAGCAUUUUAUAUUUCUCCAUGUCUUUAUCGUAAACAUACAGUUUAGUUAAAUUAUAUUAUCAAAUAUUAUUAUUAUUAUUAGUUUUAAGGAACAUUAAAAGAAAAAUAAAUAUACUCAUAGUUCUGGAUGCUGCUUGUCUCAUUAUUUGUAUUAAAUGAGACGAUCCUUAUAAAGUCUUAUACAAUGGCAUUAAACAUUUUUUUUAAACACAUUGAAUUAAUGCUUUCUGUAGUUAUUAUUUGCAAUAAAAUACAUUUUGAUUUGAAAAAGUAGGUUUGUUUAUAACUCUAUAAUAACACACUUUGAGCAACCUGAAUCCUGAGAAUGUUUCUAAAUUUUUAGAAAAAUAUGCUACUGACUUACCAAAUUUAAGGCUAUUUAUUAUAUGUAAUCUUUUAUUUGUUACUGAGCAUUAGUGUAUGCAAGCAGCAUAUCUACCUCCCUACACCCAAGGUUCAGUUCUAGAAGUAUACAGAAAAAGGAAAUUCAGAAAUAUAUGCAUAUAUUCACCUUGCAAAAGACCUUCAGAACAAAGUCUCUAAAUAACAUCUCCCAUAUGCAAAACCAAACAAGGGCAAAAUUAACUGUCUGGCUGUCAGAAUGAGACUGAAAUGCUGAGUAUUGUUGUUAGUUAUGGAAAAGUAUUUUGUGCAGAGCUCGGUUUAAUGGUGGUUGAAUUUCUAAGAUCAGGUCCGGAGAAAAAAGAAAAUGCUGUUCUAGUACAGAAGGUUUUACCUUCAACUUCUUUUUAAAAUGGAUUCUUUGGUCCUCUUGAUAUCAAAGUAGAACUAAUACAAUUAACAACCCUUUGAACCAAAGCCUUUCGGAAAGUUAUCCCCAAGAGAAAAAUGGAAUGAAAUAGAGUUCUCUCAACAGGCAUCUUGGAUUUUGCAGAAACAUGUUAAUAGGCUGAGUAUUUUUUAGGCUUUUGAAAUAUGAAUGGAAACGUACUUUACCAGAUAGUAAAAUAUAUUCUUUUCCUACAAUAAAGAAAACACUGUGGGGCAGACCCAAGGAUAAACUUAUCAGUGGAACAGAAUGCACAUCUCUAAGCAGACCCCAGAUGAUAUACGAGAAGAGUAUAUGACAAACUAAUUGUUCUCAAAAGGGUGGGGGGAGGAACAAAUCAGAGGGAGACCUAAGAUUCUGUUAGUCAAGAUGUACUAGAAUCUUGCAAAGGUGAAGUGUAAUUUUAAAAAGCUUCCCGAAUGACUCUGAUACACUCUUCUCCCUCAGUCAGAAUCUCUACAAAUAAAAGAAGCAUCACAAAAACCAUAGAGGAAGGGAGGGAUGGACUAAUAAAUACUGCUAUGUCUAUUUUUUUUGAAGUCAAUUUAUAGCCUCACCUUCUAUCACACCCAAAAAACUGUAAGUGAAUUAAAGAGUUGAAAGUAAAAUACAAAAUCAUUACGAGUCAAAAGCAUAUAAGCAACUGAGUCAUCUGUGGAUGGGUAAUAAUUUUCUAUUAAUAAAAUAAUAAAAAUAACUAUCAGAAAAAUCUCACAUAUUUGACUUAAAAUUUUAGAUUCUUCUUUGCCAAAAACCAUACACAAAAAUAUAAAGCAGGAAAAAUACUCACAACAGAUAUGACAUUUACUUUUAUGUCAGGCACUAGCAGACACAAUAAACUAUAUAUAAAGAAACUUGUAUUUUUGAUCAGAAGAAAGCAUUCAAACCCUAGAAUAUAAUCUGAAUAUCAACUCAGAUGAAAUAGAAAAUAAGGCACAUUCUCAUGUUGGGUGAUGCAGUGUCUUUUUUCAUAGCUACA
Molecule: messenger RNA, 5629 nt
Organism: Trichechus manatus latirostris (Florida manatee)
Lineage: Eukaryota; Metazoa; Chordata; Mammalia; Sirenia; Trichechidae
Gene: GPR34
Product: G protein-coupled receptor 34
Exons: 3
Coding region: 538-1644 (368 amino acids)
Biological process (GO): G protein-coupled receptor signaling pathway
Cellular component (GO): membrane
Molecular function (GO): G protein-coupled purinergic nucleotide receptor activity
Source: RefSeq, a predicted model, not a curated record